Molecule: messenger RNA, 4290 nt
Organism: Tuber aestivum (summer truffle)
Lineage: Eukaryota; Fungi; Ascomycota; Pezizomycetes; Pezizales; Tuberaceae
Source: the annotation of a GenBank genome assembly
GCAAUACAGUCGAGUCCACUCUCGACCAACAAACACAAUAACAUCAUCUCCAGCAACUUCGGACUCACACAGCAGCAGGAUUCUAGAGCUCCUCCGCACAAUCUGUAUUCAUGGCAGAACUAGGAGCCGAGGCUCUAAGGAUCAUAUCCUCCCCUUAUGCAGUUUCUCUAAAGGUUUGUCACAGACCCCGCUCUUCUUUCAUCACCUUGCUGAUUGAGGACUCUGCGUGCCCCCACAGAAACUUGAUUCAAUAAUUAGAGCUAGUCCCUUCGAUGAUCUGCAAUGCUGGGUGGAUGCAAACCCGUGCCAUAUUGGAGUUUUUGCAAGUUCGAUCGUCCGGGCAUUGGAGUUCUGCCCAUAUGCUUUGCCGGUUCUUGCGAAAAUUGGUAGCUUGAGCCAUUCUACACGUCGGCGCUGUAUUGGAGGGGGCUUAAGUCCUUACUGAUCCAUAACAGGGCGUAUUCAGGCUGUGCGAAAUGCUAUGCUUCACGAGAAGAGGACACUGCUUGAGACAUUGCUACGCAACGCAAAUCGAGAUGGCAAUAACUGGGAGAAGGUAUACACUCUUGCUAGUCGUCCUCCAUCCAUGGUACAAGAGAAUUUAUUUAGUUGCUCCUAGUAUGCCCCCGCAUGUUUGGCCCUGCUAUCAAGCCCUCUGCCAUGUGAAUUCCCGGUACCAGCGCUUAUCCUUCCUGUCUUUCUCCAUUGCGUCGAAGUCGCUACAAAGAAUCCAUGUACGGAGUCUAUCAAGGAUGUCUAUAUUCUUGUAUCCAACGGGCAUGGCUAUCUAGCGGAGCUCCUCACUCCGUCACAAAAGUCGCUACUUACAGAUCGGCUAUCGGGAUUCCUCACAACCUCGGAUAAUGCAGUACUGCUCCUUGCUCUUACUACAAUGUCCUGUAUUGGUCCUGUCUUGGAUGGCAUGGGCUCCGGAAACGCAGCCAAUAAAGGCGAAGAAACUCGCCAAAAAGGUGGGACAAAGGACUUUUUCAGUGGGAGGAAAGCUGUUAAAGUGAUGAACCUGGUGACAAAUAUCGUGAUUGAUGUUGCCUCGAGAGAUUCUGGAGAUUUGGAAUAUUGCCUCGAGCAAAUCAGGUUGGCAACCGUCAUCGCUAGUAAUAUGACAGAGAAGGUCAAAGAAUCCUUAGUUGACAAUACCCUCAAUAUAAAAAAACUUGUGGAGAAGAUACAACGUCCCGGCUUGGAGAGGCGGGCUCUUAGAGAGGUGUGAUGAGAAAUUGCCCACGAGCGAUUUCAGCAGUAGCUCUGACGAUUUCUUUAGGCUCUAAACUAUGCAGUGGCAUUAUAUCCCCAAAAGUCUCCAAUUCCAGCACUUCCACCGAUCGUCAAAAGCCUUUCCCAUCAGUCAAUCCGAGACGAGGCCCAAAGCCAUAGCUCCUUAUUUUUACCACCGAGCAUGGCUCGGGUACUCGGAGUAUGAGCUCGCGUUUCGUUUACUCAGUAUUCUGGCUAACCUGGAGACAGACCAUGAGUUCCCAAGAUUACAUCUCAGAUUUAAUUCGAUCAAUGUUUAUCGCAUCCUCUUUUCCACCUCCAAUGACCAGUUCCUCCUAUCUCGGCCUUCGAGACCGAACACAAUUCACUACGUCCUUAACGGAUUUGGCGAUUGAAUCUCAGCAACUCCGAACAGCUAUUUUGUCAUCCCUUGUCACAAAUGAGUUCUCACGUCCAAUCGCGACCUUCUUAUCGGCACAUGGCAAAUCCCCAGCCUAUACUUGCCAGGAUUGUGAAGUAUGCCCCGCUGGGCUCCUACGGUUGCAAAAUGAGCUAGCUGCAGCCCUUUGCACAUUGAUUUUACGAGCUGGCGUUUACUCCCAAAAGGAUGACACGAUCGGUCUUGAUCCAUCACUCGCCACCUCAUUGUUAGAAAAACAACUCCGCCUUUCAAAAGUUAAUCAUGUUUGUUCCGCUCUUUACUCAGCACGACCAAACCCCAACUCUCCAAGCACCGUGUCCAUAUUUGAGACUUCUGCAACACCCGAGAUCAAAACCAACAACCGUGAUUGGCGAAUGCAUCUGAGAGAGGCAAUGCUUAGAGACGCCAGUCAGCAGAACGACGUGAUCAUCGCCGAAGUUGGAAAGAUAUGCCGUGAUCUGGAAAUUAGGUGCGAGGGAGUGGAAAAGCCUCUGCGGGAAGAGGAAGAGCGAUCAGAGAAAUUGAGGCAAAACAUCAAGGAUCUGGAGGCCCGGCUGGAAGAAGAGACAGAAGAACGGUCUUCUCUAAAAGAAACCCUCGAACACGAAAGGGAAGAAUUCAAGUAUAAGCUUGAUGGGGAGAACGAAAAAGCUCGUGAGCAUUUUUCUAGAAUCGAUGAUCUUGAGAGAGAGCUACAAAUAGCCCGAGAUGAGGCGUCCAGAGUCAGAUCAGAGUCCCAGGAAGCCCUUGAGAAGCUGAAUGCCCAGCAUAAGGAUGAGAUUCUAAGGAUGGGCAUUGAAUCCCGGAAGGCUCUCGAGGGCCUGCGCUCCUCGCAUGAAGCAGAGAUUCACCAAGUCCAUCACAGCUCCCAAGAGGCACUCAAAGAACUCACGGCAUCGUACGAAGCGGAGAGGAAAGUUGCCCAAAAAGUAGCAGAUACGCUCGCCCUCGAACACAUCGAGGUCUUGAACCAACGUCAAGAAGCCAUCGAAGAACUUGAAGUACAUAAUAGGUCACUUGAGCAAGAAUCCGACCGACUACGGGAGGCUCUCGAAGAGCAGAGAAAGGAGAAUCAUGAGACUGAUGAGAAAAUUAUCAGAAUGGAUGAACGGAUCCAGAUUAUGGACCGUGAGCUUUCGGAGCUGAGUCUCGAAAUGGAGUGCCAGAAAACUGCCCUCGGUCGCAAGGAUAAUGAGGUUGAAACCCUCGAACGACAACUCCGAGCCGCGAAAUCAGACACGGAAGAUAUCGAGAGGGCAAUGCAUGCAGAGAUUACAAGAACGCAAGAGAAGCUCGAGCACCAGAAAGAGUUGAUUCAGGAGUUGGAGAGAAGGCUUGAAAAGACGGAAAAGGAGGCGAGAGAGAGCAUCGAUCAUUUAGAGACUCGGAAAAAUUCAAAGGUACUUCUCUUAUGAGCAGCACCUCCCCUCAACCUAUACUAAUUACAUUAGGUUCUACGACUGAAACUAGAUCAUGAGGAAGAGCUCCGAAAACUCCACACAAAGUUUCAGAAAACACGGGAAGCCUGGGCCACUGAGAGGGAUACUCAGUUUGCGGAGAAGAGAGCACUCACGAAAAAGGUAUAUAUCCUUUCCUUUUUUCCUUCGCCCCAUAGCAGCCCGAAAAAAUCUAACAUGUUCCCACAAAGCUCAAACAACUCCACGACUGGCAAGAAAAGAAAGCCAAAGAAACCGCCAACCUUGCCCAGCAACUGAUGUCCACUGCGACCAAUCGCGACCUUGCCGCGCUUCUAGACACCGCCACUGACCCUGCACCAACACAGGAAGUCCAAUGCGCUGCCUUAUCCUCAAUUGCCCCGGCCAAACCUCCCUCCAUAUCCUCAAUGACAACCUCAACAUCCUCCAUCACCUCAAAAACCAGUUCAAAACGCCGCACCAACCUUCAAGACUUGUUCUCAGAAACCAACUCCCCACAAAAACACCGCAACCCAAAGCGCACAAAGACAAACCCAAUGCCAAAGACAUCAGUGCACGGGUCGCAAUCCCAGGGGAGGUUAGAUUUCAAGUCUGUCAAGCAGCCCAACCGACGGAAGACCGUCGGAGACUUAGAGACGGAGAAAGAGAACCAUGGGCCAGAGCUUCAACGUGAGGUGGCAGCUCGGGAGACACAAACUGGGGAGGGGGACGAAACGGAGAUUGACGAUGGCGAUGGCGAUGGCGAUGUAGAUGAGUUCGGCGUGAUGUCCUUGCCCCCAUCCUCACCGUGCGCUUCGACAAGUUAUGGUGGGAGUGGAAUUUUUGGCGGCAGCAUUGUUAGUUUACCCAAGGGGCUGGGUAUCCGUGCGGGUGUUGGGGCCAUGGGAGUCGGAGUGACAGAGAGUGGGAGGUUAGAGGGGGAUUUGGGUUCCGAGUAUGAUGAUACCAUGGAUUUUUAAUUGUUUAUUCUUUCGGUCCCGGGGUAAUAAUAAUGGGUGUUUCGGAGUUGGGUUGUGUAAAGGGGAGUGGGUAUUGCUUGUUUAUUAUCUGCUAUUGCAUUUGCUCGUAAAUUGGGCGGUAUUCGAGAGCGACUGAACUAUGAGAAAUUUGUUGUGCGGCCAGUUUUCGCUAGACAAGGAACAAAAGGAAGAACUACUUGAGUAAGUUAUAUCAUAUCUUGCUAGGAACACUAGCCUA